Messenger RNA from Prorocentrum cordatum, 8391 nucleotides. Lineage: Eukaryota; Dinophyceae; Prorocentrales; Prorocentraceae. The record is from the annotation of a GenBank genome assembly.
GAGAGAGAGAGGGAGGGAGGAAAAGAGAGAGAGAGAGAGAGUGGACAGGCGUGUAGGGCCUGCGCAAGCAUCAUGAACUCCCACUGGUUGGUUUUCCCUAACCUGAGGACACGUGAUUUCGCGCCGGAACCUAAACCGAGUUCACGGUCGUGGCCACUGCGCGCGAAGACCAAUUUCUAGCAGCAUCAGUGCUUGGGUUGGUAAGGAUUUUUGCCGUGGAGCCGUGCCAGAUGCGCGUGCAUUUCUAAACCAAGGGCCCCAGCACAAACGCAAGAGUAUUACCUUGCCCUGCGCAUUCGGGUUCGCUGCGCGGGCGACGCUCUUCCCCCCUUGCUAUGUUGAUGCACCAUUGCUUUCUGAACAUGAUGCCAGCGCGUUGACCCUAAAGCGUGAUUAUGGGCAACCUCUGGGGAGUCAUCGGAAGACCUACGAAGCCAAGAGGGGAAGUGCGACACACGGAGCGAAGUCCUGUAGCGUCCACGUAAGAGUUUCUGCAGUGCGCGCGCAGACUGGGGAAACAGCUCAGGCAGCCAUCUCGUUGCUUGCCUCGGCGUGGCGGCGGCUGUUGCCCCAAGACGUUGUCGGCUGCACCGCGGCCAUCAGCGCGUGCGAGAAGGCCACGGCGGGAGGGCCGGUACUGCAGGUUCGAGGCUUGGUCUUGGGGACCCCCUUCCUUCCCCCCCCCACCAUACCCCGCGCGGUGCAGAGCUGCAAAGCGGAGGCUCCAGCGAGGAGCCGGAGGGGCCCAAUUGUUAGGGACCAGGGCCAGGGGCCGUCCAUUACCACCCCGAAGUUGGGCUCUUGAGCUCGCCGACCUUCAUGGACGUUCCAUCGGCGCCGAUGGGAGGGAGGCCUCCCUCUCUCCCAGGUCGGCUUGGCUCCCCUUGAGCACCCCUUGAAGCGAAGGUCUAAAGGGCCUCCCCUUCCCCGUGCGCGGCCUGUGCCCGCGCAAGGAUCGUCGGGCCAGUUUUCGAGAUUCUCGGUUGGCCUCGGAGGGUCCCCAGGGGGCUUCGGAGGACCUCGGCUGAGCUCGAGAGACACCGCCCGCAUUCCCCCAUGUCCUCCCUCUCUCCUGAUCCGCCACUCACUGGCGCCCGCCCCUCCCCCCUCGCCCCUCCCCCCCUCGCUUUUCCCCCCCCUCCCUGGCACAGAAGCGCCAGCUGCCCAGACAUGGCACGAAGCGACCCUCGUGGAUCGGCUCCCCCAGCGGUCGUCGCUAGAGAUCGGCGGGUGCUGCGAUCAGGAUUGCGGGGUUCAGGGGCGAGAGUGGCCGAACGCCAGACAAGGCUAGGGUGCAACUCCAAUCUCUUGCAGCGCUCGGGCAGAAGGAGCAUAUAGCCAGAAGAAGGGGGCUUGGGGGGAACCUGGGGGCUGGGCUCCAGCCUUUCGAGCGCCCAGGGUUUUGGCCACGCGGCCCCGCCUGGGAAGGGUCCCAGUGCACCCAGGGUUCCUUCGGAUUGAGGCGAGGCCCAUCAGAAGGUUCUCAACAGCGAAGGUCCACGGCUUCGGUGUCACGAGAGAGUCACGACGGGCGGCGCCUUGGAGUCCUGGAGUCUGGAGAGAGCUCCAGACCAAGGUCGCCUUGGAUUGUUCUCCAUGUGCCGAUGGUUUUGUGUCGAAGGUGCGUCUCGACGAAGUCCGCAACUUUCUAGCGUCGUUAUCACGCCUUUGUGCAAGGCGUCCCAGGGACAAUCUCACCACGGCGGGGUUCGACUCGAAGCGGUGGCAGUUGGGAUGGGAAUGCAUUUGGAGGCACGCAGGGCAGAGCGUCGCCAGAGGGCGUGAUGGACGAAUCUAGUGCCUGAGGCGCACUGGGGCAACUGUGGCGCUCCUCGCUCUCCUCGGAGGGACUCCUAUCGCCGCUGGCCGACCAAGCUCAGCGGUGCGUCCAAGAAGAAGCGGCAAAGUGAAGAUGGAGCAGGACUGAGGCGUUCUUCGGGGAUCAUGUUGUGUAUAUCAUCGUGAGUGCGGCAACAUUCGCAUGGUGCUGCGGAUACCUCAGCAGUAACAGCAGGGCGCCAUGCUGGGACGCAAACUUUUGCACCGACCGGUAAGAGUAGGGAUGGGGGCAUGGCAAAACAGGGCCUGAAGGCUGUUCAUUGGCAACUCGCUCUGCAGCGCCUCUUGGAUAUGCAACGGUGCUCAGUCCGCGCCAACGUUGUCACCAUUGGUGCAGUUAUCAGCGCUUGUCAGAAAGGUCAAUCGCCGGCUACGGCUCUGGAGCUCCUCUCCUCCGCGCCGCGCGUCGCCGGCCAGAUCAGCAGGCAGGCGUUCGGCGCCGCCGUGGCAGCCUGCGAGACGGGCGCUUUCUGGGCGCUCGCCCUGGACCUGCUCGUCGGCGCGACCAACGAUAGGACGCGCCCCGACGGGGUGUCCUUGGUGGCCGCGCUCGGCGCGUGUGCCCGAAGGCACAGCCGCCGCGCGGCCGGGCACCUGGUCUGCCGCAUGGAGCUCUGGGCCCGGCGGUGGUCUGCUGGGGCGACGCCAGCCCGCGCGGGCGAGGCCGCGGCCGUGGCCGGCGCGCUGGUGUGGAAGGAGGAGAGGCAGCAGUCCAGGAACGCCACUCUGCAGUCCUCCUUUUGCCUUCUCAGGGAGCGCGAGCUGCAGCACGGCGACCGCGGUGACAGGUGGGAGCGCCGUGGCCCGUCCAAUAUGUACCAGAUGUCCUUCAGGAUCAAGCGUCUGCAGUCGGAAGCUGGCUACACGCUGUCAGGGGCGUGGCACGCUUAUUGCCGUCACCUGGACUGCGCCAAGGACCACCGACGGCCUGCCGACUCGCCAGCGGACCCCUAUCGCAGGAAUCCCGAUGACGCCAACAAAUUCCUGGCAGACCUCGCCGACGCGCGUCACGACGUCACGCUGUGGGCAGAGUGGCAAGGGACACCGGUGGACUGGGAUGCCGCGCAGCGGGCAGCAGAGUACAGGGCCUGGUCGGGCAUUGUGCCCCCCUGGCGACCUGGUAUUUACUUCGAGUUGUACAGGCUUUUUGCCCCCCUGGUCCUGAUCGCCGUGCCCUCGCUCCUCUGGCCGCAACUCUCGCGCUGCACGGCGAUGCCCAGCGCUGGACUCCAGGUGAUGCCUUUCGGCAAGGUCGUCGGCUUCUACCUGGGCCACAGCCCUGGCUGGCUUGUAGGACCAGCCUUCGACGCCCUCAUCGGGCGCAGGCCUACCUCAGGACCGGGCUUCGACGCCCUCUUCGGGUGGGGCGCGCCCGCGAAUCAGCCGGAGGCGCUGGCUGCGGCGUGGGCAGAGCCCGACAGGCUUGCCACCGCCGUGAGCCCCGCCGGCCAGUGCGCCGCCGGCAACGCCCCAGGGGGCGGCUUCCUCGGCGUCGCGGCGGCCGACCAGCUGCGCAAUUGUAUUGGGCAUUGCUCCGCAGCGAGCGCGGCACCGCUGGAAGCGCGCCGCGGCCCAGCGACGCGGGGUGGCGCCAUAAAGAUCAAGGCGAGACCGCCCUGCCUGAAGCUGGAGAAGAUCACGUGUUAUCACAGCGCUACGGGUAAAGGUGGGAAGCGCGAUAGCCAUGCCAUGAGCAAGCCGGAGAGCGACAGCGAAGGGGCUUCCAGCCGGGCGUCGGACACGCGCGCGAAACCGUCGGCGGCGUCCAUCGUCCAGGUGGCCACCUACCAUUUUUUGCGCCUCCAUGACGAGAUGCUCGUGGCCGUUGUGGAGCGCAUGAUGGGGCCCAGGGGCUUGCUCCACUCACUCGGCCUAGACGAUAGCAUGCAUGUCAGUAUCACAGGCGAGGUGUGCUUGCCGAUGACGCUGUGCGCUCUGUUGGUGCCCUGCGCUGUGGUCGGAGCAUUCGUGGUGCCGUUCUAUAUUAUCUAUCUAGCCCUGUGGGCCUCGUGGCGUGCGCUCUACUUGGGACAGCGGUUUUGCGAGCACGAGCGGGUCGUGCGGUGGAGGACCGUGCAUUCUGUGUGGGGCAUCGGGUACGAGAAAGUAUGCACUGCUGUCUUCACUGGGAUGGUGAUCAUAUUCGCAAUUAGCACGCUCGGCCUAGGCCACUGGGAGAUUGUUCAGGCUGACGCGUCGCCCGCCGACCCCCUCUUUGGGAGGAGCGCGUCCGUCCUCAAGAAGCUGAUUGCCGUGGCGCUGUUUACGCAGUGCUGCCUUUGGAGCCUCUUCGGCCUGGAUCCGGGUUCUGGUAGCUACUACAGGGACGACGACGAGGCCGGCGAUCCAGAGCUCGAGGAGGUGGAGCAUUUCGACGGCAUCGAAGUGGAGCCCAGCCGCGGGUACAGCGACUACGACGGGUACACGUCCUUGUACUACGACGACGUCGAGCCGAUGGCGUGGAAGAAGUGGAAUCGAGUCUAUCUUCUCACUGAUGUGGCUGGGCGACGCGGCAUGACGGCGCUCGUGAUCGACCCAGUCGAAGGAGAGCCGGGGACCUACACGAUCGUGGAUCCGACAGGGCGUGUGCAGACCAAGGACUUGAGGGACAAGCAGAAGGUCUUCACGAGGCCCCGCGCGGGGAUCGACUGGGCUCCGUUCCCCGGCGUCACGGGGGACGAGAAGAAGGAGCUGGAGGAUGAGAGCCUCCGCAUUCGACGUCGACGUGGAGCAGGCUGGGGAGACUGGGCCCUCGGGCGCAAGAAGGCGGCCGCCAAACUGAAGCCCAAGGCGGCGGCCAAGACCGGCAAGGGGCGCAAGAGCAAUCGCUCGAACAUGGUGUACUGGAUUGCCGAGAACGCUUUCACCACGGGAGUGGCCGUCUGGACGCAUCGCACCUUCGGGGUCGUGGGCUUGGGAUGCCUUGUGGCCUACAAGGCCUGGUCGGCCCUGGGGAUCGGCGACCUGGUCAGCUCCAGCAUCGAGCGAGUCAGGGAGGUUGGCGAUUUGUUCGACGACAUGGACGAGCGGUACCAGAGCAUCCGCACCAAGUACGACGACGGCGACUACGAUCUGGCGAUCAUCGCGCUGGGGCUUCUCUUCAUUCUCCUCUUGGUGUUCUGGCCCACAGUGAGGAGUCGUCGGGCUCGCGGUCGCAAGUGGUCGAGGAUUGGAGAUGAGACCGACUCCGAUUCUUCUUCGCCUGAUGAGGGCACGGCCGCUUCGGACUCUGACGAGGACUCGUUGCGGGGCGGCCCCGACGGGGCCCUCGCCGUGCUGCUCAGCUCGCAGGCGAGCCUUCAGUCCCAGAUGGACGACCUCAAGAAGCUGAUCAAGUCCGGUGCGUCCUCUUCGGGCCCGACGUCUUCGACCAUGGCGGCUGCGGGUUCUGCUUCGAGCGCACCGGCUCCGCCAGGCGGGUCGCCUGCGGACGAAGCGGACGUGAAGACUGGGAUCGACUCGCUCCUUCAUCGGCUCCGAGAGCGUGAAGGCGCUGUGGAGCGAGAUGCGGGUGAGGAGAGACCUGAAGCCGCCGCUGGCCUCGGCGCCACCUCUGCGGCUCGGGGUUCCCCCAAGGAGUCGAUACAGAAGUACCUCACGGAGCUCGAGCGUGAGUCGGACAACCCGCGCUUGAGCAUGUUGGAGCAGCUCAAGAAGUUCCAGAUCACCGAUUGGAAGAUCGGGCCCUCCGAGGCUCGCAUCGCUCCCAAGGUGCUGUCGCGCCUCUACAGGCACAACACCACCGCGACCUUCCAGGUUAAGGAGUACAUCAAGUCGAAGGAGAUGAGCACCUCGCACGUGGCGGGAGAGCUCCGCCUCCUCGCGGCCAUCCUCGACCGCAUGGUGGCGACGAAGUUCGAGAUGAUCAACUCCGAGGCGGUGGAGGUCAUCUGCAGGCGGAUCUACGGCCUCUUCCGCGCUUGGGAGCAGGUCUCCAAGAUGAGCGAUUGGAAGCAACCCAAGGGCGAGGGCGGCAAGAAGUGGCCCAGUGCCUUGGCAUUGCACGUGCUGGAGCUCACGACGGUCAGCUUCAUCAUCGGUGGCGUUGGCCUGGAGCCGUUCUUUGUGUGCCUGCCCGCCUUCGUCAUGGCGCGCGCUCGUGCUCGCGAUCCUUUGGGCGGAGUGCCGAGGUCUGGCAUCGACGAGUUGGAGAGGCUCCUCGAAGGCUUGGGAGAGUGCCACGGCUACCCAGAGGGCUGUGACUUCGAGGGCGUGGAGUCUGUGGUGGGGUCGGCGGGCCUGGGGGCGGCUCCCCGAUGGCAAGGCGACCUUUGCCCGCUCGUGGUCGAGAACGUGGCGGUCCCACCGGGCGACACCGAGCCCGUGGACUUGUGCGCUGCUUCCCCGACGGCCAGGCCUUACUUGUCCUGCCCGCUGGAAACCAUGAUCAAGAACGACCUCGAGGACGUCGUGGACCAGGUCGAGUUCGAGGGGGGCUCGGCGCGAGUGCAGACCGCGUCGGCCGCGCCGCAGUUCCCGGACUUCGGGAUGCUCCAUUGGCUGUUCAUCGACGACUACGGAGGCAUGAGGCUGGAGCGCAAGGGUCUGGCCGAAACCGACCUGGAGGUGUCCGGGGACUUGGAUCGGAUCAAGAAGAAGCUGGGGGAGCACGGGCUCGACUCGCACAAGGAGCGCUUCGGGCACGGCCUCGAGCGCACUCUGGGCGUCACCCUCUCCGAGCACGGCCAUCUGCACAUCGUGGAGGAGAAGAUGAAGGAUUUGGUACUGAUCGGCGAGUUCUUGCUCACGGCGGAGGUUGCGCCCCCCCGAGGGGUCGAGUCAUGGCUGGGCCUCGCGACGUGGGCCAUGAUGUGUGCGAGGUCUGCCCUAAGCAUUCCGCACGCGAUCUACGCCUGGGUGCUCCAGUUCCGCGACGCCACCGACGCGCCUCUAUGGGGCGAGGUGAAGGACGAGAUCUCCGCCAUCGUGUCCCUCUCCAUCUUCUUCUUCACGGACCUCACGGCGGGGUGGCACGACUGGGCUUUCAUGUCAGACGCUUCGUCGUGGGGCUACGGCGUAGUCGCUUCCAAGGCCAACCUGCACGAGCUCCGGGCCGAGGCGAGGCUGAGCGAGAUGAGGGGCUGGGCGACCAGCAUCGAGGACGAGUACAGCCGCGUGGAGGAGGAGGCCUUCGCGCAGCAGGGGCUCGACGCCGAGGCCGACGAGCACCAGCAAUGCAGGGAGUCACGGCCCACUGUGAAGCGAGACCUCGCCCCUGGGGAAGUUGAUUACGGCUCUGCGGCGCGCAUUGGACGAUCAAGAAAGAAGGGCUUCAGGACGGAGGAAGCUCCGAGGUUGCUGAUCCACAAGGUUGAUGACAAUACCAACUGGAUCUACGUCAACUGGGUCAGUCGCUUCCUUCGAGCUGCUCAGAAAGACGCCAUACCUUUGGACACGAUCAAGCAGCGUGACGCAGCCAUGGCCCAGUACUUGUCCUUCAUGUGCUACACCCUCCAGCUGCCUCACGUUCACGGUGGCCACCUCCUUUCGGGCUUUGCUCACAUCUUUCCUGAGCACAAGGACGCCAUGCCGCUCAGCGCCAGGGCUCUCAAGUCGUGGGAGGCGCUCCGUAUGAUGCCAGAGGGAAAGGCCAUCUGCAGGGAGAUCGUGGCGCUGAUGAUCCUCAAGCUCAUCGACUUCGGUUACAUCAUGUCUGCCAUCGCAGUUUUGUACUCGUACGACAUCUUCGGCAGGGAGCAGGACUGGUAUCUUCUCCGCGGGUCCGAUGUUAUCUCCGAUGGGGACCAGGUGGCCGUGCGACUCGGCAGCCGGGAGCGCGGCGAGAUGGUCAAGACGGGCGCCAACCAGGGCCUCCUCAUCGCGUCGCCGUACACCGCGGCCAUCGUGGAGACGCUGGCCAGGAGCGUCCCCGGCGACGGCCUCGUCUUCGCGCUCACGACCUCCGAGUACCGGAGGCACUGGGGCAAGGCCGCCCUGAGCCUAGGAGCCAUUGAAUAUUGGCAAGGCAUUGAAGGCAAAGGCCCGAAGCGCACCAUAAACCCACGAGUCACUCGAGACGAUACAGAUCGAUACGAGGUCAUUAAUUGCCCUGAUCGUCGUAACUUCGAGUGCCGCAGCGACUGGGAACGUGAACAACAAGCCGUGGGAAAUAUGUUGCGAGACAGGCCGCCAUUGCGCGUCGCGCAGCACAGGGCAGAGCUCAUGAAGGUCAUGGAGAGGUUCGGCACGGAUCCGACUCUGCCGCGCGAUGCGCAAAUGACCAAAGUGUCAAUAUGGUUCUCUACAGCCCUACGCCAUAGUCCGUAUUGGAAGGAUGGAUUCAGCCGACACUUCGAAAAGAUUCGCACUUUCGAUCCAUACGAUGGCUGGGUUGUUGUUGACGAUCUGCUGACAAACUGGACUGAAAAUGAUCAGUGGAAAGGCUAUCGUGAAAUGCACGAGGUGCUGAUCAAGGGCAGGCCCCACACGUCAUACGUGUAUUGGGUACUGCUAAACUGCUGUGAGAUGAUUGACAAUCACGGCAUGCAGAAGGGCAGGCUCCAGAUGAAGUGCGUUGAUGACAGCAUGCUGCUGCCUCCCAGACCUCACUAA